Amoebophrya sp. A120 is the source of this 1738-nucleotide messenger RNA. The record is from the annotation of a GenBank genome assembly. NCBI's taxonomy places the organism in Eukaryota, Dinophyceae, Syndiniales, Amoebophryaceae.
UCUGAAUCUUGUGCAUCCGAAAAGAUUGAUGAUUCCGUUGUAAAAAGACUCAGCAGGAGCUUCUCACAUGUCUGUGAAAUUCUCAAUUCAUGUUGGUCCAAGUUGCGACUUAAUGUUGUAAGGCGUCGUUGAUUCCAUAGGUGUUGGUGGCAGCACGGAUGAAACAAAAGUCUUAGUUUCUAAGUCCAACCAGGUCGAAAUAAAGUAGUAGAGACUUCUGGAAGCUUGCAACUACAGGCGUAUAUUCGGUUUUUCUUCUCCUCGCACGACACACACCACCUCGCACACAGCUGCAUAGAAAAAAUGCCCGAGGCGCAGCAGCAGACCGUCGUUGCCGGCACGACGGUGCAGAAGCAGCAGGCUUCUCAGACCGCCGCCUCCACCAAGUCCAAUUUUCAGAAGGUUUGCGAGUUCCACCAGGCGUUCGGGGUGAAACACACGGAAACCCCCCAGAACGACAUCUUCGACGCUGAUCCGAAAACCUGCAAGCUGAGGCAGGACUUGAUCGCGGAAGAGCUGAAAGAGCUGUGCCAGGCCUUCAAGGAGAAAAAUUUCAUUGAGGUAUAGCAAUCUUAGUAGACUUCUCGGGAUGUGAUUGUUCUGAAAAACUGCAUUGUUGUUGACGUAGAAAUGUUGUUUUUCGUUUUGAGGUCGUCUUGCAUGUAAUAGUGAAAAGUUACUGUCUACUAUACAAUACAGUCAAAUGGUGCUUCCGUUCCAGAUGAAAAGCAAAAGUGCAAUCUUUUCAUUGCAUCACAAUCACUUUCCACAACCUGAACCCUCUAUACACCUAACAUCCAGGUCGUCGACGCUCUGAGCGACAUUCUGUACGUGACCUAUGGUGCGGGCAGCAGCCUGGGAGUGGACCUUGACAAGGCCUUUGGUCUGGUCCACGAGUCCAACAUGUCCAAGCUGUGCAAGAACGAGGCCGAAGCCAACCAGACCGUGGAAUGGUAUAAAUACGAUAGACUUGAUACUGUUGCUUUCGAACUCUAAGUAUGUCUGUUCCGAUAAAUGUGAUUCUCAAAUAAAACCAACCGCGAAUGACGAGAUAGUGUCCUCGUGGGGAUAAAGUGAUUUUGUUUUUGUCCAACGGAACGUGCAUCUACCGUUCAUCACAUGUCGUGGUAAAAAUGGGUAGUACCAGAAGUCCUGCAAAAAAAUACAGGUACAAGGCGAACAAGACCGGGCCGGAGGGGAAGUACCCCUACGACAGUCCGGCGUGGCGCAAGUCCGGCGACUACUACGUGGUUUACAACGAGUCCACGGGGAAGGUUCUGAAGUCCAUCAACUACGCUCCCGUCAGCUUCAAGGCCAUGCUUCCGCAGGCGUGAAGGUUUUUUUUUGAUACGGAAGAUGACGGAAACUAGCCCGAGGAAAUGUCAAACGUACAAAAUGUUGAACAAUUCUGUGGUGUUGAAGGAGUUCUUGUAGCACACGAAGGCUGCGGCAGCUACUUCGGAGACGAACACUUCUUCUUUCAUUACGAAAUGAACCUUGUGAUUUGGUAUUGGAUCAUUGGUGCGCUGCGGCGGUAUGGUGCACGAUAAAGUAGAACUUUCUGGAAUUCUGCGAUUGAUUUUGAUGUCGAGAGAAUCUAUAUUUUCUGAUUACAUAAUUCGGCAACGACCACAGCUCUUGUAGAUGGAAGUUGUUAACAUCGGUUUUGAUAAAGAAUUUCCAUCCACUGUACAGAGGUUUUUUUUGGAAGUUGAGCAGGUGCGGCGUGUAGAGAAAU